Messenger RNA from Diuraphis noxia (Russian wheat aphid), 1176 nucleotides. Its product is annotated as pre-mRNA-splicing factor RBM22. Gene Ontology annotation, molecular function: U6 snRNA binding; metal ion binding; pre-mRNA binding. The record is from RefSeq and is a predicted model, not a curated record. NCBI's taxonomy places the organism in Eukaryota, Metazoa, Arthropoda, Insecta, Hemiptera, Aphididae. Gene Ontology annotation, cellular component: Prp19 complex; U2-type catalytic step 1 spliceosome; U2-type catalytic step 2 spliceosome.
UCUCGUCGUUUUCAAAUAUGUCGCUGUCCAAAACKACUAAUACGUAUAACCGACAGAAUUGGGAAGACUCCGACUUUCCAAUUGUUUGCGAAACAUGUUUGGGAGAUAGUCCUUACUUGCGAAUGGCAAAAGAAAAAUAUGGUAAAGAGUGUGAGGUUUGUGCAAGACCAUUCACCGUAUUCCGUUGGUGCCCAGGYGCUAGAAUGCGUUUCAAGAAAACUGAAAUAUGUCAAACCUGUGCACGGCUAAGAAAUGCUUGCCAGACUUGUUUAUUGGAUCUUGAAUAUGGACUUCCUUUACAAGUCCGUGACGCUGCAUUAAAAAUUAAAGAACAAAUUCCCAAGUCUGAUGUUAAUAAAGAAUAUUUUGUUCAAAAUAUGGAUGCUGAAUUAGCAAAAAUGGAUGAAGCUGGUGGAAAAUGUCAGAAUGCUAGUGAUGUACUGGCCAAAAUGGCUCGUAAAGCUCCUUACUAUGAACGUAACAGGCCACACAUUUGUUCAUUUUGGGUGAAAGGUGAAUGUCGACGAGGAGAAGAAUGUCCAUACCGUCAUGAAAGACCUACAGACCCAGAGGAUCCACUAUCAAAUCAGAAUUUCAAGGACAGGUAUUAUGGUGUAAAUGAUCCUGUUGCCGAGAAAAUGAUGAACAGAGCCAGUGAAAUGCCAAAACUGGAGAAACCAGAGGAUCAAACAAUUACUACACUUUAUGUUGGCAACCUGAAUGAUAUUACAACAGAAAAAGAUUUGAGGGAUGUAUUUUAUCAAUAUGGAGAAAUUCGUAACAUUACUCAUGUAGCUCAUCAGAAUUGUGCAUUCAUUCAAUACACCACGCGAGCUGCAGCCGAAAUGGCAGCUGAGAGCACUUAUGGCCGUUUGACAUUGGGUGGACAUAAAUUAAAUGUACGUUGGGGUCAUGCUCAAGCACGUAAAGAUAAGGAAACUACUAGUUUAGCGGCUAUGAAAGAAAUCAAAAUGAAACCUUCGCCAGGAUUACCUGCUCCAUUACCACCAUUGCCCACAGAAUUACAAAACAAUUUUUUCAACAUUGCUCCUCAAACMGUACCUGUUGUUGCUACACCUUUUAUACCUGUCAUGCCAACAUUACCUCAUCCAAGUAUGCAGUACAUGUCAACCCCUAUUUAUCCACCUGGUACAAGUAAAUAAAAUUUUUUAAAUU